Molecule: messenger RNA, 1308 nt
Organism: Peromyscus leucopus (white-footed mouse)
Lineage: Eukaryota; Metazoa; Chordata; Mammalia; Rodentia; Cricetidae
Product: protein NipSnap homolog 3A-like
Exons: 5
Coding region: 171-1028 (285 amino acids)
Cellular component (GO): mitochondrion
Source: RefSeq, a predicted model, not a curated record
GACCAAGCAAAGGGUCGGAGUUGACACUACAGAUGGGAAAGGAGAGGUGCAGAGCCGCUCCCAGUCCAGCGCGGACCUAACCAAGCAGGCGAGCGCGCCGGGAAGUGGGGAGAGCGCGAUCCCAGCACCAGCAACAGUAGUUCUGCUGUUCUGCGCGCUCCAGAGGAGCCAUGCUCGCACUCCGAAGCGGCCUGAGGAAGGUGCUGGCUCCGUGGGCGCUGGCGCCUCAGGUGUGCUCAUCUUUUGCUACUGGCCGCAGACAAACUGAAGGAACAUUCUAUGAGUUUUGUACUUAUUAUCUUAAACCUUCAAAGAUGAAAGAGUUCAUGAAAAAUUUUAAGAAAAAUGUUCAUCUUCGGACAGCUCACUCGGAAUUGGUUGGAUAUUGGAGUGUAGAACUUGGAGGCAGAAUAAACAGAGUAUUCCAUAUUUGGAAGUAUGAUAAUUUUGCUCAUCGAACUGCAGUUUUCAAAGCCUUGGCCAGUGAUCCAGAAUGGCAUGAACGAUUCCUCAUUCCAAAUUUGGCUUCCAUUGAUAAACAAGAGAGUGAAAUUGUCUAUCUGGUACCAUGGUGCAAAAUGGGAACGCCUCCCAAGGAAGGAGUCUAUGAACUUGCUACUUUUCUUAUGAAACCUGGUGGCCCAGCUCUAUGGGGUGACCCAUUUGAAAGAGCAGUAACUGCCCAUGCCAAACAAGGCUACACUGAACUAAUUGGUGUGUUUCAUACAGAAUAUGGAAAACUCAACAGAGAUGGAAGAUCCAGAGCACAGUAUCAAAUUCAAAGCAAACCCAAAAUUCAAUUGUAUAAAAAAGUUCAGUGCCUGACAUCUGUGAUCUACUCUUGGAUGGAUUGUCUGGACUUCAAAGGGCCAUGGAGGCUCCACUUCUCAAGUUUUGCCAACCUCAGAACCCACAGCUUACCUCCUAGACUCAGCCUGCUCUGCUCCACAGCUGCAGUCUCUCACUAUCCUGGCAUCUCCAAUGUGCUGAGUCCUCUGCUGCAGCUAAGGCUGCAUCCUCACCAGUGACCUUUCCUGGUCUCUCUUCAGAGACUCCAACCCUGCUACACAGUACCAAGUCUGCUCUGCAUGACACCUGUAUGCCUUCAAAACCAGUACCACCUGGGUGACCCUUACAGCUGCCAACAUAAGAUGCAAAAAUAAAGUACUAUAAAAUAUAGUAAGAAGUCAUACAGUCUGGAUCUUGAGUUCCUUUAGCUAUAAGCCAGUUUCAUUUCUUCAUCUAUAAAACCAGUUGGAUUAAUUAAUCUAUAAUUUUCUUUUCCAAGUCUCUGACUCCUCUGAAAUC